Molecule: messenger RNA, 1079 nt
Organism: Cariama cristata (Red-legged seriema)
Lineage: Eukaryota; Metazoa; Chordata; Aves; Cariamiformes; Cariamidae
Product: dedicator of cytokinesis protein 2-like
Exons: 10
Biological process (GO): cell migration; small GTPase-mediated signal transduction
Cellular component (GO): cytoplasm; plasma membrane
Molecular function (GO): small GTPase binding; guanyl-nucleotide exchange factor activity
Source: RefSeq, a predicted model, not a curated record
AUGGCCACUGCAUCAGCAUCUGUGUUCCCUGUAAAGCGGUGCCAGCAGGUGCAGUCUAUGAUGUAUGACUUAAUGGAGUGGCGGUCACAGCUUUUGUCUGGAACUUUGCCAAAAGAUGAACUCAAAGAACUUAAACAGAAAGUCACUUCCAAAAUUGACUAUGGUAACAAAAUACUUGAGCUAGAUCUAAUAGUUAGAGAUGAAGAUGGAAAUAUCUUGGAUCCAGAUAAAACCAGUGUCAUCAGCCUAUUUCAUGCACAUGAAGAAGCGACUAAUAAAAUCACUGAGCGAAUUAAGGAGGAAAUGUCAAAGGAUCAACCAGAUUAUGCAUCGUAUUCCCGAAUGUCUUCAUCCCCCACCCACAGCCUAUAUGUCUUUGUGCGGAAUUUUGUUUGCCGAAUUGGAGAGGACGCAGAACUCUUUAUGUCGCUAUAUGAUCCACAGAAAUCAACAAUUAUAAGUGAGAACUACUUGGUGCGAUGGGGGAGUAGAGGCUUUCCAAAGGAAAUUGAUAUGCUCAACAAUCUUAAAGUAGUGUUCACAGAUCUUGGAAAUAAAGACCUUAGCAGAGACAAAAUUUAUUUAGUUUGUCAAAUAGUCCGAGUUGGAAGGAUGGAUCUCAAAGACAGUAACUCAAAGAAGUACACGCAAGGACUAAGGCGACCUUUUGGAGUGGCAGUCAUGGAUAUUACAGAUAUCAUAAAAGGAAAAGCUGAAAGUGAUGAAGAAAAGCAGCAUUUCAUUCCCUUUCACCCGGUAGUGGCAGAGAAUGACUUUUUACAUAGUCUUCUAAGCAAAGUCACUGCAUCAAAAGGAGACAGUGGUGGACAAGGUCUCUGGGUGACUGUGAAAAUGCUUGUUGGAGAUGUGAUUCAAACUAGAAAGGACUAUCCACAUCUUGUAGACAGAACCACAGUUGUUGCUAGAAAGCUAGGAUUUCCUGAAAUAAUUAUGCCAGGAGAUAUAAGAAAUGACAUUUACAUUACAUUGCUGUAUGGAGAUUUUGAUAAAUACAAUAAAACAACUCAGAGAAAUGUGGAAGUGAUAAUGUGUGUCUGUGAUGAAGAAGGAAAAGUGAU